This is a messenger RNA of Elgaria multicarinata webbii, 3236 nucleotides long. RefSeq names its product trifunctional purine biosynthetic protein adenosine-3-like. Gene Ontology annotation, cellular component: cytosol. Gene Ontology annotation, biological process: 'de novo' IMP biosynthetic process; adenine biosynthetic process. Bases 81 to 3212 code for a protein of 1043 amino acids. The record is from RefSeq and is a predicted model, not a curated record. Gene Ontology annotation, molecular function: phosphoribosylamine-glycine ligase activity; metal ion binding; phosphoribosylformylglycinamidine cyclo-ligase activity. The transcript has 22 exons. Lineage: Eukaryota; Metazoa; Chordata; Lepidosauria; Squamata; Anguidae.
GUGCAUCUAUCAUAUAACAAAAGCUUCUGGAGUCUGUGGAGAUGAAAUGAUGAGGUUGCAUUCAAAACAUUUCAUCCAGAAUGACCCAGGGAAAUUGCCUGAUGGCCCAUGAAGCUAAAGAUAUACAGAUGGCUGAUCGAGUGCUUGUGAUUGGGAGUGGAGGCAGAGAACAUGCUCUAGCUUGGAAAUUGGCACAGUCUCCCCAUGUGAAACAGGUACUGGUUGCUCCAGGAAAUGCCGGAACAGCAAAUCAUGAGAAAAUCUCCAAUUCAGCUGUUUUAAUUAGCAACCAUACCAUCCUUGCCCAGUUCUGCAAAGAUCAUAACAUUGGAUUUGUGAUUGCUGGACCAGAAGCUCUGCUUGCAGCCGGAAUUGUCGAUAACUUGGAAGCUGCUGGAGUGAGAUGCUUUGGCCCUACAGCCAAGGCAGUGCAGUUGGGAACAAACAGACAUUUUGCUAAUGUCUUUCUUGAUCAGCACGAAAUCCCCACAGCAAGAUGGAAGGCAUUUUCCAAUCCUCAAGAAGUUUCCACCUUUAUUAAUAGUGCAGAUUUUCCUGCAUUGGUGGUAAAGCCUUGUGGCUUUGGUCCUAGAAAGGAAGUAAUUCUUGCAUCCAGCAGAGAAGAAGCCUGCAAGGCAGCACAAGAAAUUCUGCAGGACAACAUUUUUGGAGACAACCGAAAGACAGUUAUCAUAGAAGAGCGUCUUAAAGGGGAAGAGUUCUCUUUCUUAUGCUUUGUGGAUGGAGUCACUUUUGCUGCCAUGCCACCAGUCCAGGUCCAGAGGCGACUCUUAGAUGGAGACGAAGGUCCAAGCACUGUUGGAAUGGGAGCUUAUGGACCUUUACCUCAGAUUUCUGAAGUUCUUCUAGAAAAAAUUAAAGGCACACUCCUUCAACACAUUCUCGACAGCAUGAAGCAAGAAGGCAUGUCAUAUGUAGGUGUGCUGCAAAUAGAAUUAAUGCUUACCAAAGAUGGUUUAAAAGUCUUAAGCUUUGACUGCCAUUUUGGUGACCCUGAGUGCCAGGUAGUUCUUCAGCUUCUUGAAAAUGAUCUUUAUGAAGUGAUCCAAGCCGCUAUUGACGGCAGCCUCAGCAAUUUCAUUUUGGCUUGGUCAGAUAAUUGUACUACUGUGUCAGUUGUCAUGGCAAGUGAAGACUAUCCAGGUUGCUCUAAUAAGGGCAAUGAGAUCACUGGGCUCGUUCGGGCAAAAGAGCUAGGCUUGGAAGUCUUCCAUGGAGCUACUAUAAUGAAGGAUAACAAAGUAUUGAUUCAUGGAGGCAGAGUUCUUACAGUAACAGCUGUCCAGCAGGACCUCACAUCAGCACUUGAAGAUGCCUACAAAGGACUAGCAGCCAUUUAUUUUCCAGGUGCUACGUACAGAAAAGACGUUGGGUAUCAGGCUAUGAAGUUCUUCAGUCAGGCUGUGAGCCCAUAUGAAGAUAAAAUUGCAAAUUCUAUAGCUUGCAGUGUCUUGGUUCAGCCACCUAAGCUACCAACUUCGAGUGGUUCCAAAUCAGGCAGCCAUGGCCAGCAGGGGAGCAUUUCUGCCUUCUUUGAUUUGAGAGCAUCUGGUUAUCAUGAUCCCAUUCUAGUAGCCCAAACGAAAGGCAUUGGGACAAAACUGAAGAUUGCCCAGCUGUGCAAUAAGCAUGACACGAUUGGUCAAGACCUGGUUGCCAUGUGUGUCAAUGAACUCCUGGUCCAGGGAGCUGAGCCUCUCUUCUUCCUUGACCAUUUUGCCUGUGGAAAUCUGGAUGCUGGAGUGGCUCAGGCAGUCACAGAGGGCAUUGCUGAAGCUUGUGAGCUGGCAGGCUGUACUCUCCUCGGAAGAGAGACCAAUGAAAUGUCUGCCAAACGUGUGCCUGGAGAAUACAGCCUUGUUGGCUUUGCAGUUGGUGCUGUGGAACAAGGAAUGAAGUUUCCACAGCAGGAGAGGAUUGUCAGUGGGGAUAUCCUAAUUGGAAUAGCUUCUUCAGGCCUCCACAAUCAAGGAUUUGGUCUUGUGAGGAAGAUUCUUUUAACAUCAUCCCUACACUAUUACUCUCCAGUUCCUGGUGGAUGUGGGCCCUAUACUUUAGGAGAGCAGUUGCUAACCCCAUCUAAAAUCUACAGCAAAGUCCUGCUACCUGUACUCCGUUCAGGAAAUGUAAAAGCUUACAUCCAUAUCGCUGAAGGAGCAUUGCUGGGAAGCUUUCUCCAUAUCCUUCCUGAACAAUUUAGUGUAGUUCUGGAUGCCCAUAAUUGGAAGAUUCCUUCCAUCUUUUCUUGGCUUCAAGAAGAAGGGAACCUCUCAGAAGUGGAGAUGAGUCAAAUGUUCAACUGUGGGAUUGGUGCUGUGUUGGUGGUUCAGAAGGAGAUUGCUGAGCAGGUUUUGAAGGAUGUCCAGAAACACGAGGAUGCAUGGUUGAUUGGGAAAGUCAUCCACCAUCUUUCAGGGUAUCCUCAUGUAGAAGUCAAGAAUCUCUUCGAAGUGUUGCUGCAAAACAGAUACCCAUUUCUGAAGAAUAUUUCCAAUGGAGAUGGUCAGCUCCAAACUUUACGCAUAAAAAACAAAGUGAAGGUCGCUGUUCUCAUCUCAGGAACAGGUACAAGCCUUGCAGCACUUCUCACCUAUGCAAAAGAGCCAGCAAGCUGUGCACAAGUAGUCCUUGUGAUUGCCAACAGAUCUGGGGUAGAAGAACUGAAGAAUGCAACCCUGGCUGGCAUCCCUACCAGAGUAAUUGACCAUAAAUUGUAUGGAAGCCGAUCAGAAUAUGAUGGUACAAUUGACAGAGUCCUUGAAGAAUUCUCUGUGGAGCUCAUUUGCCUGGCAGGAUUUAUGAGAGUUUUGAAUAGUAACUUCCUUAGAAAAUGGAAUGGGAAAAUUCUGAGCACUUAUCCAUCACUUUCACCAUUAACUAAAGGAGGAAAUGCCCAGAAGCAGGCCCUCUCGUCUGCAGACAACACUGCUGGCUGCACGGUGCACUUUGUACUUGAGGAUGCUAGUCUUGAAGCAGUAAUUUUACAGGAGCCGGCCUCGGUGAAGGCAGAUGACACAGAGGAGACCUUGUCUGAAAAGGUCAAAGAAGCAGAGAGCCGAGUGUUUCCUGUUGCUCUGCAGCUGGUAGCCAGCGGAACGGUGCAGCUAGGAGCGGAUGGUAAAACCUACUGGAAACGAGAAAGUCGGAAACUGAUCCGUCAAAAGGAAAAGCAGGAUUGUUCCUCCUCUUAAACUCUUCUACAAUACUGCAAUUAA